Messenger RNA from Penicillium riverlandense, 1506 nucleotides. Its product is annotated as fungal specific transcription factor domain-containing protein. Gene Ontology annotation, molecular function: DNA-binding transcription factor activity, RNA polymerase II-specific; transcription cis-regulatory region binding. Lineage: Eukaryota; Fungi; Ascomycota; Eurotiomycetes; Eurotiales; Aspergillaceae. Gene Ontology annotation, cellular component: nucleus. Gene Ontology annotation, biological process: regulation of DNA-templated transcription. The transcript is spliced from 7 exons. The record is from RefSeq and is a predicted model, not a curated record. The coding region runs from base 1 to 1506 and encodes 501 amino acids.
AUGUGGAUGCCAGGUGAGUUCUUCCCGAGAUUUACUGAGCAGCGAUUGGACUUCAUGGAAGAGCGCCAUUCAGUGGCCAUGCAGGAGAUGCAAAGUACGAUUGCUCAGUUAGCUGCCAGGCAGAACCUGAGUCCCGCAGAAGACGUAUCCCAGCCUGUACCGCCGGACUCUACUCCGGCUAGUCAAGGCCAGUGGCAUGACUCGGCAGAUAUAGUGUCCCGAGGCAUCGUGAGCGAGAAUGAGUGGGAAGAGCUUUAUGACUUCUUUUACCUGAAUUGCCGCCACGUUACUGGGUUUGUAGACGAGCAGAGCUACCCCUCUGUGGACCGCUCCCGUCAGCAUGCCCUUUUGUCGACAGUGAUAUGCAUCACCGCAGCCAGAGCCAUCAGGCCGGAGAAAUACCAGACCUUUGUUGCCGAAGCAGAUGAGCUGCUGAAGAACACAUUCUCAGGCCGACCACCUGAUAUCCAUGCUAUUCGAGCAAUGAUACUCCUGACUGCUUGGACGGGUCGUGCCCGUCUUUGGGGCUAUGUGGUCUCGGUUUCUGCAGAAGUGGGCCUCAACACCGCCGCAUUGCAGCUGGGCGAUGACUCCGUCGAGCAUACGGCUGACCUUGUAGAGCGUGCGAGGCUCUGGUUUACGUUGUGCUGCUUUGAUUUGGUUUCCAACUUGAACCGACCGUUUGUGAUCAACCGGAUGAGAGACUACGCCCCCAUCUCCAAGAAGCUUCUCACCUCCCCAUUCUCUCGCCCGGUGGACUAUCGUAUCUGUGCUUACAUCGAGGCUUUUACAAUUGCCGCAAAUGCCAAAGCCCAGGUCCCGAAAUCUCAGCUGCAUCUGAAUCCACUGCAACAAGAAGACGUCGAUCUGUUAAAAUCAUUCGACCAGCAACUCGAUCACUGGUUCUAUAGCAUUAGCAAUACCAUCGAGCCACUCUAUCAGACAUUCGCCAAUAAACAAGACAGGAACCGGUUCCUGGCACCAUACACGUUCCUGAAAAUUUAUAUCAACGGAUUUGCCAUGCACGGAAUGCUGCCUCUUGGCGAUGUUCCUGACCCCAACCGGCUUUCCUUCAUCCAGGAGGCCCUUGAUAAUGCCGUCCUCCUACUCCAGACCCAGUUCGAGUCCCCUGUUUUCCGACAUCAGCUUCGAUAUACAAUAGACUACAAUGGCAUUACGACAUAUCACGCGAUCAACUUCAUCCUCAAGGCUAUGACCGUUGCCCAUAUAUUCCUGAACUAUGGGAAAGUAUUCCUGGCUCUCGGCCAAGCAGCACAUAUGUUUGAGGAAGCAGGUGCCGUAGAUGCCGCAAAAGAAGUGAGGCAGGAGCAGGAAAGACUGGCGUUACUGACACAGACCAUUCUAUCUCCACUCGAGUAUGGUGGCGAUGCUCCACCAGAUCCUGCCCUCGAAGGAUCCACAGCCCUCUUCGAUAUACCCAGUUUUCUGGAUGUCGCUACUUGGGACGAAUUCUUCCCUACACUUGAUUUGUACAUGCUUGAAUGA